GAGGCGAUGAUAUUCAGCACGGAGCGCCGAUAAAACACUUUUGUAGCCUCUUACAAAACAUACACCUUCGUUAUUUGGGUAUGUCAUGCUUUUAAUGAAGAGCAGCAUCUGACCUUCACACUACACAUCCACUUAUAAUACUUCACAAACAUAGACAUUUAGUACAGAAAGAUCUGUGCUGCGACAUUAAUUUACCCUCAGAGCAUUUAUAAUUCCUUUAGCAUUAUGUCUCUUGUGUCGUAUUCUGUUUACUAGACACAAUAACCUUCUUUGAGGCUCUCAUUUUAUAUUCUCCUGCUGAGGAUCUUCGAUGGAGGACAUUCAGUGCAGUGUUAUGUGAGCGGAGCGGCUGUUUUUCAUCUGUGUUGCAGUUUUCCGACACAUUUUUAUAUGUGGGAUGUCAAAAUGUCGUGUGGAGUCCAGCCGUGUUUUCAGCUGUUGAGGAUUGGCUUGUCUAAUAGCAACAGCAGCAACGGGAGUGAAUCCGCAGACCCCGUGCGGGACCUGUACACGUUUCGUCCCGCUCUGACGCAGUGCGUGUUUCGACUGGGACGAGCCCCAGAGCUGUGUGACGUCACUCUGGAGUCGGUAAUCGUGUCCCGGAUCCACGCUGAGCUCCAUGUGGAGAGAGAAACUGAUGCCUCUGGAGAAGAAGGAUGGAAGGUUCUGGUGAAGGACCGCAGCAGCUAUGGCACAUGGGUGAAUGACAUGCGCCUCGCGCAAGGAGUCCUAAAAGAAAUCUUUGAUGGCGACACCCUCACCAUUGGCGGCCAAUCAGGACGAGCCAGUCCAGAAUUCUACUUCCUCUUCCAGAAAGUACGCGUUCGCCCGCUGGAUUUUGACGCCAUCACCGUACCCAAAGCUGGAUCAUUCUCCUCGGACAUUAAAAACCGAAUCCGAACGUCUUCGGACCGCAAGCCAGACCCAAAUUUGGACAUUUCCAAACUGUCCAUCAACAGAUCCACGGUGAUCCUCAAUUCCAUUGGCAGCUUGAGCAAGAUGAACGGCAGCUGCUGGACAUUCAAGAAAAGCGACAAAAGCACUGCUUUGAAUGCGCCAGCGUUCACAGCAUUGGCCCCGCCCACAACCCCGCCCCCUUGUCAAGCAGCUGGUGAGAUUUCCUCUAAAUCUGUGCCGCCAUCCUCAAAGAGUCGACGCAAAUCAGCACACACAGUCUUGCUGGAGGACGACAGUUCUGAUGAUCCCGCAAACCGCAUGGAGGAUGGAAGAAGAGGACAGGCCAAAAAAAGACGACGGCUUUAUAAAUCCGAAUCAGAGGUGUUUCAGCAUCCUCUGCCCAAACUGGAGCCUCAGUUUGAAGUGGUCAGUCCCUCCGGCAGCGUCUUUAAUGUGGCACCGACCCGGCAGUUCAGCCAUAUUAUGAACAUCAGUCACAGUAUGGGUAAUGGCAUCAGUGUGACUCCCCUCCGCCAGCAGAAGGCCUGUCUGUCUGGACCCGGACGGAGAGCUAGGGCUAACAGCUCCCCCAUUUACUCUGGCAUAGGGAUCGGAAGCCAGAAUUAUAGCCUGACCUCGCCAUCAGCUAGGGUGAGCAAGACGGAGAAGGCCAGAAGGGUGAUUUCACGCUUUCAGGCCUCUACUGGGCGACGGCGUGGACGGCCGAGGAAGCACCCUCUGCCGCAGCCCUCCCUGCCGUCUCCCUCUUCCUCCUCUUCCUCCAGCUCCUCCUCUUCCUCUAGCUCCUCCUCCUCCUCUUCAUCCUCUGAGGAUGAUGAUGAAGUGGUCGUGGCUCAGGGUGUUGAACCGUGCGCAGCUCUGCAUUGCCGUCUUCCACAGCAGGACACUGUGCAGUGGAUCCAAUGUGACGACUGCGACGCCUGGUACCACCUGGACUGCCUGCCGCACAAACACAACCGAGACUCGCUGCUGUUCGACCCCAACGCAGACUUCCACUGCGGCUGCCAUCGCUGAGCUCCACAGCACGCCAAACACACUCAAACCUCAAUGAUGAUGUUAUUAAUAUUACUAUCAAAUCCAUCAGCUAGCAGAUCGCUAGAAUGAGUCGGCGCUUUCUGCUGUGGUGCUAAUUGUGUCUGAUUUGAACACAGUUGGAUUUAAACGCGGUUGUGUUUGAUUCAAUAUAACCAGCAUCCCAUUAUAACUCAACACCAGAUGCUUUCCAACAGGUGGUGAUUGAUGUACAUGUUCGAUAUAUAUAUAUAUACGCAAGGAUGAAUUCUCUAAAAAAGCUUAAAAAUGAGAGUAAAAUUGUUUGGGUUGAAGAGUGUUUUAUAUUUUUAGAGGAUUAGAUAUGAUUUGAGAUCUUGUGAUCUUUGGAUCAAGUAUCGAGGACUUUGUGGAGGUUUCUUAAAGGCAUAGUUCAUCUUUUUGAGGAUUAAUCUGUUGUUAUUUUACUCUUUUUCUUGAUAUCGAAGAUGUAGGUGAUUUUUGGUAUUUUUUUAGCUGGAAAUGUGGUCCUUGGGGAACAGCUAUGAGCACUUUUAGAGUAAAUAAAUCAGGCUAAGCCAAAAACGAUUGUGGCUUUUGAUGAUACACUAGAUCUCAGUGUAUCGUAGUGUUAUAGUAGUGUCACGAUACUGGAAUUCGGUACCUUUCGGUACUGAAAUUUUAAAAACGUCCAUUUCACGCUUCCAUUUGAGCGCUGUUGAGACGUUCUUAAACACCAUUGAUUUACCAUUGUGUUCACGUGCUCAACAGAAAUGACUGUGAUUGGCCGAGUUCACCGAACUCACCGCCGUUUACUGAGUGUAACUACAGAUACAGGGACACUUGAGUGUUUUAAAGUCGCAAAUAUCAGCUGCUCUGUCUAUGAGCUGACAUACUAGCAAUCCGCAGAUGAAUCGACUGAUCUUCGUAGCUUUAAAACGCUCCAGUGUUGCGGUGAGUUUGGUGAACUGAUGACCUUCACGGCCAAUCACAGUCAUUUCUGUUGAGCAUGUGAACACUAUGGCAAAUCAGUGCUGUUUAAGAACGUGCUCAAAUGUUAGCGGGAAAUGGACGUUUUUUAAAUUUCAGUACCGAUUAGUAUCGAAUUCCAGUAUCGUGACAACCCUACUAUACUCUGAGAUCUAACAUAGCAGGGGUGUCCAAACUCUGUCCUGGAGGGCCGGUGUCCUGCAUAGUUUAGCUCCAACUUCCUUUAACACACAUCCAUGGAAGUUUCUAGUAUACCUAGCUUGAAUAGCUAGUUCAGGUGUGUUUAAUUGGGGUUGGAACUAAAAUAUGCAGGACACCGGCCUUCCAGGACAGAGUUUGGACACCACUGUAAUAAAGCGAAAUGGUCAGUCUGUGCAAGAUUACUAGCAACGUUAUUACCUUUAAAUUGUUAGUCUACACAAAAAUGUUAGUUAUGUUAUUAAUUACUCGCCCUCAUAUCAUUCCAAUCCCCCUUAUACGUUUGUUCAUCUUCAAAACACAAAUUAAGAUAUUUUAGAUCAGUGUUUCUCAACCACGUUCCUGGAGGACCACCAGCUCUGCACAUUUUACCUCCUUAACUAAACACACUGGAUUCAGAUCAUCAGCUGAUUAGCAGAGACUGAAAGACCUGUAAUGGGUGGACAGACAAAGAAGACGUCCAAAACAUGCAGUGCUGGUGGUCCUCGAGAAACAUGGUUGAGAAACACCAUUUUAGAUGAUAUCUGAGAGCUCUCUCAUCCUCCAUUUAUCCAGAAAAAUACCAAGAGCAUCCUCAAAACAGACCAUAUGCCUUCAUUUGCAUAUUCUGUAGCUAUUAGAGAACUUUUGUGCGCACAUACUGUAAAACAAAAUACCUUUAUUCAGUUUCUUCCCCUCAGUGUCAGUAUAGGGCGCACAUUCUCAAAAGCGCUGUGUUCUUUGUGCGUCACAUGAUUGGUUAAAUAUUGUUUCGUAUGAAGCUUGCUUUGUUUCUAACAGGAAUCAUGUGCAGACAUUCGGAAGGUGUACGUCGCUGCACUGAGCUCAUGAAUGUGCACAAUAUACUGACACUGUGGAGAAGAAAUGGUUGAAUAAACUCAAAUCUUUGUUUCAUAUGCGCACAAGUGUUCCCGUAGCUUCAUAAUAUCCAGAUUGAACCACUGAGGCAUACGUUUUGAGGAUUUUAUUUCCUUGUAUUUCUCUGGACAUCUAUGGAGGAUGAGAGAGCUCUCUGAUUUCUUCUAAAAUAGCUUAAUCUGUGUUGCGAAGGUGAACGAAGGUCUCAGAACUACAUGACAGUGAGUAACUAAUAUCAUAAUUUUAAUUAUGGGUGAACUAACCCUUUAAUUCAACAGUCUGAUUGUAUUUACAACAAUUUUUGCAGUUUUAUGAAUCCCCAAGGACCAGUUAUAGCUAAAAAUGAUGUUUAAUUUCCUGCUGAAUAGUCACCUACAUUUUGGAUGGCCCGAGGGUGAGGGAUUUAACUGCAAAUGUUCAUUUUUAAGGGGGGUGAACUAUCCCUUUAGUGCUUGUUAAACAUGCUUCACCAAUAUAAUGACUGCUAUGUAUGUAUGAAUAUGUUAUCAUUAAAUACUGUAUGAGAUGUUUUAAAUGGGUAAUGAGGAUAUACUUUUAUUCCAUGGGUUCUGUAAGCAAUACCUAAUGCUUUUAUUUUUGUAUCUCCACUUCUUCAGAACAAUUACAACUCGAGCUGAAUUCAAAGAAGCUUUGAUUGAUAAGUGUGACGUUUCCUUUGUAAUCCUGAAAUUUCCAUGCUCAAACAGGUUUUUGGUGUAUUUUGUACCGCAUGCUGGUAAUAGCGCAGCUCUUUUCUGAUCUGGACUAACCCCGUGUAGAUGUAUCUGUGUGUAUAUGACUGCAGUUUCUGUUUUAUGAAUGUUAAAGAUCUUCAACUCUCUUCACUUUAACUCAACAUUCUAGAAAUGACAGAUGACUCUUGUCACCAGUGCUUGUCUUGUUGGGAAUCAA
This is a messenger RNA of Danio aesculapii, 4866 nucleotides long. RefSeq names its product transcription factor 19 (SC1), like (gene tcf19l). Gene Ontology annotation, biological process: regulation of gene expression. Gene Ontology annotation, molecular function: protein binding. The coding region runs from base 391 to 1932 and encodes 513 amino acids. The transcript is spliced from 4 exons. Gene Ontology annotation, cellular component: nucleus. Lineage: Eukaryota; Metazoa; Chordata; Actinopteri; Cypriniformes; Danionidae. The record is from RefSeq and is a predicted model, not a curated record.